This is a messenger RNA of Monopterus albus (swamp eel), 2677 nucleotides long. RefSeq names its product heparan-alpha-glucosaminide N-acetyltransferase (gene hgsnat). Lineage: Eukaryota; Metazoa; Chordata; Actinopteri; Synbranchiformes; Synbranchidae. The coding region runs from base 52 to 1980 and encodes 642 amino acids. The record is from RefSeq and is a predicted model, not a curated record. The transcript has 19 exons.
UCCCACUACAAUGUCAAAACAAGGGAGAGUCGGAAGCGGAAUAGAUUAGUUAUGGCAAAAAAGAAACUAAAGAAAAAGUCAAAAGACAUAUCUUCAGUCGUAUGGGUGAAACAGACUAGUCAGAAAGAAAUGGCACAACCAGAAACAUCAAUGUUUUCCAUUGCUGCCUUUGCUUUGAUUGUGGCCCUUUGUGCGGUACCACUGACAGCUGAAAUAUCUAGUGCUACUGUUACCUCUGGCUUUCUUCAGUAUAAACUCAAAGUCCUGAAGAUGGAUGAGGCAUUUCUGAAAGUCAACAAUGAGCUAGACACUGAUGUGAUGGUGUCCUGGGUGUCAGAGCACUGCUAUCAGUGUUUGUACCAGCAGCUCGGAGUGGUACCAGCAGCAUCCAGUCCUGGCCAUCCCAGUUCAAUAGAUGUCGGUGUGAGCACACAGCAUGAAAUCACACUAAAACUGAAAAGCACUCCUGUCAGCCAGGAGCUCUGCAAGGUUCCAUUCCACUUUGGGGAGCAUGGAAACUACUCUCUAUGGAUGAAAAAUAUGAACAACCUGUCAGUGGUCAACUGCUCUCUAGUGACUGUUGCAGACCCUGUCAACACCUACAUACCAUUGAUAACUUCUAUUGGAAGAAUAAUAUUAAGGCUUGAUGCAGUAAAGAAUAUCCUCUCCCGAAUUGGCGGCUCCAUGGAGACAGAGAGGCUCAUCAACUCAGAACUGGGUAGCCCGGGCAGGACAGUGACACUAAUUACUGACAACAUGAGCCCUCCAACACUGAGCCCCAGCAAGAGGUUACGAUCUUUGGACACAUUCAGAGGUAUCUCCUUAGUCAUUAUGGUGUUUGUGAACUAUGGAGGGGGACGCUACUGGUUCUUUAGACAUGAAAGCUGGAAUGGCCUCACUGUUGCAGAUCUAGUCUUCCCUUGGUUCGUGUUUAUAAUGGGAACAUCUAUAGCCCUGUCAAUCAAUUCCUUGCUGCGAACAGGCUCGACCCGCUGUUCACUGCUGAUGAAAGUUGUGUGGAGGAGUGUGCAGCUUUUCGUCAUCGGCGUGUUCAUCAUCAACCCAAACUACUGCCAGGGACCAUUAUCUUGGAACAACCUGCGGAUCCCAGGGGUGCUGCAGCGCCUGGCUUGGUCAUACCUGGUUGUAGCCUGUCUGGAUCUGAUGGUAGCGAGAGGUCACCUUGACAUCCUGACAAUGGAUUCCUGGUGGUCCCCUGGUCUUGACAUCUUACUGUACUGGCCAGCUUGGCUGUGUGUACUUCUCUUAGAAGGCAUCUGGCUGAGCUUCACUUUCUUACUUCCUGUGCCAGACUGCCCAACAGGCUACCUGGGUCCAGGUGGGAUCGGGGACAUGGGCCUGUACGAAAACUGCACCGGUGGAGCAGCUGGUUUCAUUGAUCGGUGGCUGCUGGGAGAAAGUCACAUCUACCAGGCUCCCUCAUCACGAGCAAUUUAUGCAACUCGCAUGCCAUAUGAUCCAGAAGGUGUUCUUGGCAGCAUCAACUCUGUCUUCAUGGCUUUUCUUGGAUUACAGGCAGGAAAAAUAAUCUUACAUUACAGAGAUCUCCCCACAAGUAUUAUGUCAAGGUUUCUCCUAUGGGGUCUGUUUUUGGGAGUCAUAUCAGCUAUUCUGACCAAGUGUUCCACAGACCGGGGCUUCAUUCCUGUCAACAAGAACCUGUGGUCUCUGUCCUAUGUGACAACACUGGCCUGUUUUGCCUUUGUGCUGCUAGUAGUGAUUUACUACACAGUGGAUGUGAAGAAGUGGUGGUCUGGAGCGCCGUUCUACUACCCGGGUAUGAACUCUAUUCUUAUAUAUGUGGGCCAUGAAGUAUUCGAGGAGUACUUCCCCUUUCGCUGGCCCAUGGCCAACAGCCAAUCCCAUGCUGAGCACCUUACCCAGAACCUCGUGGCCACUUCCUGUUGGGUCUUCAUCUCCUAUGUGCUUUAUAGAAAGAAGAUUUUCUGGAAAAUUUAGAGUCACUACUUUAUGGAACCAUGACUGUCUUUCUCUGAAGAUCUUCAGAUAAGAAGCAGUUGGCCCUUCCAAAUAUCUUAACUGACUCAGGAAAAACCUGUCUGAGAGAACUAUGAAGAUAUGUUUGUGUGUUGUGGAAACUGGUUUUCAUUCCUCAUCUUGUACAACAGACUACUGCAGCAGUGUGUUACAGAAAUGGGUUUACAAGCCUUAGUUGACUUCCCCUUGGGAGGAUCCCUGCUGCUGCUUCAAGUACAGUUGCAUUUCCCCAAAAGUUGAAGUGGGUUUCUGUGAGGCUUGCUCUUCAAGAGCAGAAGGCAAUGAUGUGCACUCAAAAGAAAAGACGAUCAGAAGAGCAUGACCUUUCAUCACUUUGGUCUUUCAUCAUUUCUGCUGCACUGUGGAAUGUAAUAUUCAAACAAGGAACAAACAGUAUUUAAAGGCUUAAAAACAUGAAAGCUGUAAAACCUCAUUCCUCAGUAAUCAUUGCCAGUUAUUAGGCUAGCGGAAGUACAAGUGUUUUUCAUUUGCAGUCCUCUUCUCCACUCUGACCCUGGUCCCCCUCUCACAGCAAGUGUCCAGGAGUGUGAUGCUGUGUGUUGCCAAGUAUUGAAGGGAAGUGAAGAAGGGCAUGUCAGAUGACUGUCGAAACCCACAGGAGGUUUUGCAUUUUUUUUUUUUGAUUAUGUAUCAAAAA